Molecule: messenger RNA, 2099 nt
Organism: Lingula anatina
Lineage: Eukaryota; Metazoa; Brachiopoda; Lingulata; Lingulida; Lingulidae
Product: huntingtin-interacting protein 1
Biological process (GO): clathrin coat assembly; endocytosis; actin filament organization
Cellular component (GO): cortical actin cytoskeleton; clathrin-coated vesicle
Molecular function (GO): phosphatidylinositol-3,5-bisphosphate binding; actin filament binding; clathrin light chain binding
Source: RefSeq, a predicted model, not a curated record
AUUGUUCUUGGCACAUACCAUGAGAAAGGAGCAGGGAUGUACUGGGGGACAGUGAACAAGCUGCCACUACAAGGAAAUCAUAUAAUAUGUUGGAAAUUCUGUCAUAUUCUCCAUAAAAUAUUGAGAGAUGGACAUAAGAUGGCAAUUGUUGAUUCCUUGAAGUACAUGACUCACUUGACAGAUCUGGGAAAACUGUGGGGCCAUUUAAAAGAAGGCUAUGGUAAAUUGAUUGGUGCCUAUACCAAACUGCUGGUGCAAAAAUUGGCAUUCCACAAAAAGAACCCUAACAUUCCAGGGAAUUUGGUGCUUACAGAUCAGCAGCUAGAUGAGAUGGCUGGAAGAGAUCCAAAUGGAUAUUUUGAGCUGAGUGUGGACAUGCUAGAUUACAUGGAUGAGAUUCUGAGUCUGCAAGCUGCAGUGUUUAAUUCCCUGGACAUGUCUCGUUCCAACUCAAUGACCAACACAGGCCAGUGUCGCCUGGCACCUCUGAUCCAGUGUAUACAGGACUCCUGUGCUCUGUAUGACUAUAUAGUAAAACUGCUAUUCAAGCUCCAUGCAGUGAUCCCUCCAGAUACACUUAGUGGACACCGGUCAAGAUUUCUAAAGCAGUAUGGUCUGCUGAAGACCUUUUACCUAAGCUCUGGAAACCUGCAAUAUUUCAAGACACUUAUACAGGUACCAGUGCUACCUGAGAAUCCUCCCAACUUCCUCAUUGCCUCAGACUUAGCAAGUCAUGUGACACCAAAAGUAGUUCUUCCCCCAGAGCCAGAGAUUGAAACUCCAGAGGUGGAGACUGUGACAGCAGACCUAGUGGACACCACUGUACAACAGUCGGAUAAAUUUGAUGAAGUGUUUGGCACUAACCUUGGUGAUUUCAACUUCUCUGGUCAGAAUGGGACACCUUCUCCUCCAGUUCCUGAUGAGAGGGAUCAGUUAAUACAGCAGUUGAUGGCAGAGAUUGAAAGGCUAAAACAAGAAAAUGCUAGAUUAAAAGAAAGGGCGGAAGAAGCUAUUGGUAUUCUGAAGCAACGUAUAGCUGAUCUAGAAGAGCGUUUGGAAGAAAUGAAAAAACAGGUGCAGGAAGCUGAGCAAGAAAAGGAAAACAUGAAAUCCCAGUUAGAAGCCUCUGCCAAAGAUACAGCAGCAGUUGCCAAGUUAGAAGAAAUGGAAAAGCAUGCCAAAGCUAGUGAUGAGAAAUUUAAAAAAAUGAAAGACAUAUAUGGAAAACUGCGAGAGGAGCAUGUCACACUGAUUAGAUCAUUUGCUGAAGUUGAAAAGCAAGUAAAAGCUGACAAAACGGUCAUUGAAGAAAAAGAACAAUCAAGAAAGGCAUUAGAGCAGGAGUUAGAGCAAGUGAAAAUGGAACAGCAGGUGUUUUCCGAGAGUCUUCAGAAAAGUGCUGAUGAUGUGUCCUCUCAGCUGGCAGCCACUGCUGCGCUCAAUACAAAGUUGGAGCAGGAGAAACAAUCUCUAGAGGAACAAAUGGAGUCCUUGGAUAAAACCAAGUCUAGUUUAGAGUCAUCACUCAGUCAGCUUCAGUCAGAUCUUGCAUCAUUACAAGAACAAUUGGACCAAGCUAAAGCAGACAAAGAAACAACACAAAAUCAGCACAAAAUAACCUUAGGAGAAAUGGAACAGAAAAUGUUAGAUCGUGCCAUAACUGAGGGAGAAGCCAUACUUCAGGAUGCCAUUGACCAGUUUGACAGCUCUGCCCACAACUCUGUGAUGGGAACUGCAGAGUACCUCUUGAGUCGAGCUGAACCAGUUCUUCCCUUACUAGCAGAAUUCAAGCAAAGCAUCAAGGGAUAUGGAACUGAUAAGGCUUUAUUAGACAAACUAAUCCACGGCAUCCUAACUUGCUCCCAUGGUCUUGGGGAGACCAUUGUACAAGGAAAGUCAACAUCAAAUUCUGCAUCAAAUGUGGAACAGGGGGAUGAAUUGAUAAAUGCCUGUCGGGGAGCUGGAGAGGAAGGUCUACAAGUGUUAGAAUUGUUAAAGAAAGGUGCCUUAGAUGAUGCUAGUUCUCAGCUGGACAAGGUGACAGAGUCGGUACAGAAGAUCAUGCAGCUGGGAGAGACUCUGCUUCCUAAGGUAGAGGA